AUGAGAAUUUGGAAGUUGGGUUUUGCUGUGCUUCUUUGUGCUGCCUUUCUGUUGGGGAUUGGCUCAGGGGAGCAGGCCCGCACUGAGAGAAUUUCAGGUAGUGCUGGUGAUGUCUUGGACGAUGACCCAGUGGGAAGGUUGAAAGUUUUUGUGUAUGAGCUUCCAAGCAAAUACAACAAGAAGAUUCUGCAGAAGGACCCAAGAUGCCUGAACCACAUGUUUGCAGCUGAGAUCUAUAUGCAUCGGUUUCUCCUAUCCAGCCCCGUCCGAACCCUUAAUCCUGAGGAAGCUGAUUGGUUUUAUACUCCUGUAUACACUACUUGUGACCUGACGCCCAAUGGCCUUCCUUUGCCUUUUAAGUCACCGCGGAUGAUGAGAAGUGCAAUACAACUGAUAUCUUCAAAUUGGCCUUAUUGGAACCGGACAGAAGGGGCAGAUCACUUUUUUGUAGUGCCUCAUGAUUUUGGAGCAUGCUUUCAUUAUCAGGAAGAAAAGGCGAUUGAAAGAGGAAUUCUUCCCUUGCUCCAGCGUGCAACUUUGGUUCAGACUUUUGGGCAACAGAAUCAUGUUUGCUUGAAAGAGGGCUCAAUUACGGUUCCUCCUUAUGCUCCUCCACAGAAAAUGCAAACCCACCUAAUUCCUGAGAAAACUCCUAGAUCCAUCUUUGUUUACUUCCGUGGAUUGUUUUAUGAUGUGGGAAAUGACCCAGAAGGUGGUUAUUAUGCAAGAGGCGCACGAGCAGCAGUGUGGGAGAACUUCAAAGACAAUCCUCUUUUUGACAUUUCCACUGAGCACCCCACCACAUACUAUGAGGACAUGCAACGAGCAGUCUUUUGUUUGUGUCCACUCGGCUGGGCUCCUUGGAGUCCAAGAUUGGUUGAAGCAGUGAUUUUCGGCUGCAUUCCUGUUAUCAUAGCAGAUGACAUUGUUCUACCCUUUGCUGAUGCAAUCCCUUGGGAAGAAAUUGGCGUGUUUGUAGCUGAGGAAGAUGUCCCCAACUUGGACACCAUACUCACUUCAAUCCCACCAGAAUUGAUAUUGAGAAAGCAGCGAUUGCUUGCCAAUCCUUCAAUGAAGCAAGCAAUGUUGUUCCCACAACCUGCUGAAGCAGGAGAUGCUUUUCAUCAAGUUCUGAAUGGGCUUGCGCGUAAAUUGCCGCAUGGCCCCGGUGUUUACUUGAAGCCGGGUGAAAAGAUCCUAAACUGGACUGCAGGGCCGGUGGGUGACCUGAAACCUUGGUAG
Prunus armeniaca (apricot) is the source of this 1242-nucleotide messenger RNA. The record is from the annotation of a GenBank genome assembly. NCBI's taxonomy places the organism in Eukaryota, Viridiplantae, Streptophyta, Magnoliopsida, Rosales, Rosaceae.